Messenger RNA from Helianthus annuus (common sunflower), 1289 nucleotides. Its product is annotated as B-box zinc finger protein 21. Lineage: Eukaryota; Viridiplantae; Streptophyta; Magnoliopsida; Asterales; Asteraceae. Gene Ontology annotation, biological process: regulation of DNA-templated transcription; photomorphogenesis. Gene Ontology annotation, cellular component: nucleus. Bases 176 to 1078 code for a protein of 300 amino acids. Gene Ontology annotation, molecular function: zinc ion binding. The transcript has 2 exons. The record is from RefSeq and is a predicted model, not a curated record.
CAAACCCAUCAUAUUGGUUUUCUACACUCAUCUCCAGCCCCUUUCUAUUUUUAUAACAUUCUUAUUAUUAUUGUUGCCCAUCAUCCUUUCCUAUUUUCGGAUCCAAGAUUCCUUACAUCUCAACUUCCAACCCCUCUAUCUUUACUUUUCUUCUAGAUUCGUUACUGACCACCAGAUGAAGAUCCAGUGUGACGUUUGUAACGAAAAGGAAGCUGUAGUGUAUUGCUCUGCGGACGAGGCGGCUCUUUGCUUCGCCUGCGACCACAGCGUGCACCACGCCAACAAACUCGCUGGAAAACACCCGCGUUUCAACCUUCUCCACCCGCCACCUAAAGAUUUUCCGGUGUGUGAUAUUUGUCAGGAGAAAAAAGCCUUCCUGUUUUGUCAACAGGAUAGAGCUAUACUAUGUAAAGAUUGUGAUGUUGGUAUACAUAAAGUCAACCAACUUACAAGAAAUCACUCCCGGUUUCUUCUCACCGGAGUUAAGCUUUCUCCUACCGCUUCUUUGUACUCGUCUUCCACCACCAAAAACGGCGUCGUUGGUGGACAACAAGGGAAGCCACUUGCUUCUAUGAUCAUGAAGAAGGCUGGUGUUCAAACUCCGAGCCCCCACCAUGAAUCAAACGGGUUGGGUCCCGGGUCCUCCACGAGUAGCAUAUCAGAGUACUUGAUUGAGACCCUUCCCGGUUGGCAUGUCGAAGAUUUUCUUGAUCCACCUCCGACUUUCUCCAAGGCUGGUGACAACGAUCCAUGGCCGGUUUGGGGAGAGGAUCUAUUAGAUGGAAGCUUCAAUAGUUCUUUGGAACCGGAAUCAAUGGGGAUAUGGGUUCCACAAGCACCACCGGCGGAGCCACAGCCACAGUAUGCUAAUGUUCUUCCACAAUUCGAGCCCGGUUCAUAUACAGGGUUUGGGGAUCAAAUAAUUAACGGAUCAUCACUUUCAUUUGCACCAAAUAAGAUCGCAAAGGGCCCAAAAUCAAGCAGAAAGUGGACAUCCGACAACGGAAAUUGCUUCACUGUGCCUCAGAUAAGUCCAUCUUCAACGACCUCCAAGAGAUCAAGAACACUUUGGCACUAAACUUGUUAUUGUGUUAUACGUUGUUAUUUUUUUUUCUCUUUGUUAUUAUGUUAUAUGUUGUUCUUAUAUUUUUAACUUGUUUUCCUGUACUCCAAAUAUCAUUUGGGUCUAUAUGUUGUUCUUAGAUUUUUAACUUGUUUUCCUGUACUCCAAAUAUCAUUUGGGUUCUGCUUUUAAUAAAAUAAACGAAAAUCAAGGCCUUGCAUGUGAA